Leptidea sinapis is the source of this 908-nucleotide messenger RNA. RefSeq names its product collagenase-like. The transcript is spliced from 5 exons. Bases 48 to 887 code for a protein of 279 amino acids. Lineage: Eukaryota; Metazoa; Arthropoda; Insecta; Lepidoptera; Pieridae. Gene Ontology annotation, biological process: proteolysis. The record is from RefSeq and is a predicted model, not a curated record. Gene Ontology annotation, molecular function: serine-type endopeptidase activity.
ACUAGUAUUUAAGCUGACAGCGUCAACACUGAGCACAAAUCACCACCAUGAAGCUAAUCCUGGUCAUCGUCAGCUUGGCUUUCAGUUACGCCAGGGAGCCGAUAACGAUCAACUAUCAUGAGACCAUUGGAAUACCCCAAGCUUUCCUGAUCAAGCACUUGGAGGAAGCUCAAGACUUUGACGGCGCCAGGAUAGUUGGUGGAUCGCCGGCAGCGCUUGGAUCACAUCCUUAUUUGGGUGGUCUUCUAAUCACACUAUCGAAUGGGCGUCAAUCCGUCUGCGGGUCAUCUCUAAUCAGCAGCACCAGGUUGGUAACGGCCGCGCACUGCUGGCGAGACGGUCGCAACCAGGCGUUCCUCUUCACAGUGGUGCUGGGUUCCGUGAACCUCUUCUCCGGCGGGGUCAGAAUCAACACUAACAGCGUGGAAGUUCACGCUGGAUACAGCACGAAUACCCUCAACAACGACAUUGCAAUUGCGGCGAUAAGUCCCGUUCAAUUAACUGAUGCCAUCAGUCCCAUACCUUUGGCAACGGGAAACAAUAAUUACGUUGGCACAUGGGCGACAGCUGCCGGCUACGGAAAAACUAGCGAUUUUUCUGGUGUUAGCCAAACCCAGAACCACGUGAAUCUGCAAGUCAUCAGCAACCAAGUUUGUGCGGCGUCGUUCGGCAGCAUCAUCGUGUCUUCAACACUGUGCACAAGCGGCGCGGGAGGAACCAGUACUUGUGGGGGGGACUCCGGUGGCCCUCUUGUCAUAACCACCACGAAUGGAAGAGAGUUGAUUGGUAUCACCUCGUUCGGUUCGGCUCGCGGCUGCCAGUGGGGUUUCCCCGCCGGUUUCGCCAGGGUUACGUCGUUCACGGCAUGGAUUCAAGCACGGAUGUAGGACACGAACAUACAAAUAAAC